Molecule: messenger RNA, 1196 nt
Organism: Aegilops tauschii subsp. strangulata
Lineage: Eukaryota; Viridiplantae; Streptophyta; Magnoliopsida; Poales; Poaceae
Biological process (GO): response to hormone; regulation of DNA-templated transcription
Molecular function (GO): DNA binding
Source: RefSeq, a predicted model, not a curated record
CUUCUCCCACGCACCCAACCACCGCCCCUCUCUCUCUCUCUCUCUCUCGCGAACCCCACCCAACCCCUCGUGCCAUCCUCUCUCUCUCUCUCGAACCCUAGCGCUCCACUCCUCCCUGGCCGCCGCCACCUCCGGCGCCCUCUGUCCGGCGAGAUCCACGACUCCUCCUCCUCCUCUCUGGGUCGAUCCCCUCCAACCCACGACUCCACAACUCCUCGUGCUCCUCUCUGGAUCGAUCCGCAACCGCUUCCAACCGAGCUGCCGCAGACCUCCCCCAAUCCCGGCCUCCUCCACGCCGAUUCGAGCAACACUCCCCACUUCCAGACCAAACCCUAGCCUGAGACCCCUUCCUCCUCGAUGGCCAACCCCUCCAUGGCGGCCGGCGCCGGGGUGCCGUUGGUGGAGGGGGUCCAUGCCGUUGGGGCCCAGAUCCGCAACCGCUUCCGCGUGGCGCCCGUCGACCGCGUGGCUGCGGCCCUGGCGACGCGAUGGUAGCAUCUGCCCUGGCGGCGUUGGCCAACGAGAAACCGCGAGAUCCUCGACGCUGUGGGCACCACCGCAGCGGCGCUAAGCACCACCGAUGCUGAUGGGGUCCAACGAGGCGGACAAGCCGCUGCGGCGGAUCGGCGCGUCAUUCGAGCAGCUCGCGGCCGUCGCCAAGCAGCAGCAGCAGCCCGCGAUGGCUGCGGGGGACUUCUCACGCGCCUGCUCCAACGUCUCCGUCCUCUUCUGCUGCCUCGACAUCGCCUUCAAGUUUGCGGAGAUGGACUACGUAGCCAAGGCAAGCGGCCGCUCCUCCGCCCCCUCUCCUCCCCCGCUACCUGCUCUGCUGUUCGGUCGUGGCGACCACCAACAAGACACCCAACUCCCGCACCCCGAACUACCCUACCCGAGCCUGCCGUCUCAGCUGAUGUGUCAAGUCCACAACAUCACCAUGCAUGCUGACAAGGACAAUGAGGAGGUCUACGCACAGAUGACUCUGCAACCAAUAAACUCUGUGUUGUGUGUUCUGGAAGAUGGAAGAGGAAGAAAACCUAUUUUUGUUGAACUAAAUUUUUUGUAUUCUGUUUUGUUGUACGUAUCAUUUGAUAGUUCUGUAUAGGAACAAGUGAUACUAUUUUGUAGGGCUUUAUGGCCUGUGAUGUAAAACAUAUUUAGUGCUGAAAUAUGAAAUUAUUUGCGAAAUUUGUCGAAAA